Molecule: messenger RNA, 1131 nt
Organism: Volvox carteri f. nagariensis
Lineage: Eukaryota; Viridiplantae; Chlorophyta; Chlorophyceae; Chlamydomonadales; Volvocaceae
Exons: 9
Coding region: 1-1131 (376 amino acids)
Molecular function (GO): protein binding
Source: RefSeq, a predicted model, not a curated record
AUGCCGAUUUCCGAGGCCUCCAUCUUGCAGUGCCUGACCGCGCUGCACUUCACAUGUCGGCACGGCUCAAACCGCGAUGUGCUCGCAGCUCUGGAACAGCUCCGGUCCGCUGCCGCUGCUGAGGCCGCUGAAGCCGCCAACAUGCUGGUAGACGAAACCGGGGCCAGCGCCGCGACGACACAGAAACCCGCUCCAUCUCUGGUCGCUGAAGCUCUCCAAGUGGCUGACGCCAUGGGCGUUACACCGCUCCUGCACGCCGUGCAGCGCCGCCUCGCCGAUGUGGUUUCGGAGCUGCUUGCCGCUGGCGCCCAUCCCGCCUAUCCCCGCCUGGAACCUUCCCUUAACAGCGCUCUGCAUGUGGCGGCGCUCAAGCAUCAGCAGCAUCAGACACUGCAGCAACACCAUCGACACGAAUCUUCGAAGAGGUUGGCGUCAGUGGACUUGUUGAGUGCCAACGGCUCGACCCCCCUGUUGUACGCGUGUGGUACGGGCCACCUAGGAGUAUCGGCGGUGCUACUCAAGGCGGGUACGGCGUACGGCAACGAACGAGAGCGGAAGCUGGAGCCGCCAUCCUCCAAGGCGGAUGCUACUGCUAUUGCUACUGCCGCCGCAGCUACCGUCGCCGGUGACGACGACGUCGAGGCGCUGUCCUCGGCCGUGGCCGUGGCGGAUGCCAACGGUACCCCCCAACGUGGUCCACAACGACCCGGUCAACGAGUACGGGGCCACACAGUAAUUGCGGGGCUGAAUCCGCUGCCGGUAUCGCCGCUGCCGCUGCAGCCGGCUCCGAAGCUACAGGAGAUUCAGGAGAAGGAAGACGAUGGAGACGUGGGAGAGGCGAAGGAGGAGGAAGUGUUGGAAGAAGUGGCGACCGGCGGGCUGCUCGGUGUUGAUGCUGCGGCCUCCUGGGAGGCGGAGGCGCUGACGGUCAUGCAGGUGCUUUGGGUACCGACGACCCGAGCUGGGGAGCUGUCAGCGGCGCAGUUGGAGGCGCUGGAGGCGCUGCACCGGGGGGCGCUGGCCAAGAUCGCGGAGGCGCGUCUGGCGCUGGCGGUGGGUGUGGAGGUGGCGCGAGCAGAGGAGGAGCGACAGCGGCUGCGGGAGAUCACCGCCCUUCGGGACCACCGCUGA